Messenger RNA from Pocillopora meandrina, 2005 nucleotides. Lineage: Eukaryota; Metazoa; Cnidaria; Anthozoa; Scleractinia; Pocilloporidae. The record is from the annotation of a GenBank genome assembly.
AUGGCGGACGAGAGUGGUUCAAAAGAAAAGAAAAUUACAUCUACUGAGAAACCAGUUGUUCCUCGUAAUCCGACCGAAAUACAGAGGAUGAAGUUAGAGAAGCUUUUGAAAGAUCCUGUGAGUUGUAGUUUUUUAAAGUUUCUAUAAUGGUAUUACCGAGUUAAACUGUGAACUCACGUCAUGCUUUGCAGGAUAAAACAGUUUCAAUUCCUGAUCGACCAAAGGAAUGGAAACCAUCAGAUGCACCUGAAUUUAUUCGAUUUGUAAUGGGUAAGGUUUAAUCACUAAUUUUAAAUCUGAUUAUCAGUUUACGUAUCAUGAUCAAUGAUACAAAAAGACUGCAGACAAGUUGUCUUUUCCGUUCUUUGGGAUUUCACACCAAGCUUUCCCCAAGACUGGAACGUGCCGUUUUCUUGCCUUCCUCCUCUAAGGGAGUUGUGUUCUUAUCAAAGUGGUUGGAGGCCAAUGACAUGUAGUUCCUUAGGAGUUUUCCGUAAGUUCCAAACAAAAAAUGAAUGCUUGAGGAUUUCAUUUUUACUCAUUUACUUUAUGAGUUUAAAAUUAAUGUAUUUUUCUCAGGAGGGGUUAGGAAUUAUAAGGUAUUUCUUUAUUUUUAAAAUAUUCAUUGAAAAUCUUCAUAGAUCAUUGAGAUUUUAUUUAGCUACCAACUGAACUUUUUCUGGUAUUUAGCAGUUCUUAAAGGAUCUGCAAGUGUGCUUGGAUUUUUUUUAAUGUUUUAAAAAGUAAGAGAAAGUUGCUCUUUCAUUUUGUCAUGCAAGGUUCAAGUGCUGGGGCUGGUAGUGGAGAAUUUCAUGUUUAUCGUGCAACAAGAAGAAGAGAAUACAAUCGAACAGCAUACAUUGAAAAGAAAGCAGAAGAGGUACAAGAAGACAUUAAUCCUUUACACCCUAACAUCAACAUGCAUAUUCUCCAUACUGUUCUCUACAAAUGUCCUAAGGUGCUGCUAAGGAGAAUUUGUGUAACAAUCUACAGCUUCUUUGGCUGGUGAUCAUUUCCUUUAUUCUUGUGACCUUAAUGUGUGAUUCUGGGGUGAUAUUGUAGAGAAAUUAUGUGUUAGUCACAUUUAGGGGUUAAAGGGUUAAAUAGUUGCAGUUUUUCAUAUUGGUGAAAUAGAUCAAAUUAAUCAAGAAAAUUGCACGUUUCUUAAUUAAUGUGGUUAAUUUUGUUGAAGAUUGUCUUUUCUCUGGUAUGCUGUUUGUCAUCUUAAACUGAUGAUAAUUUCAGCUCGUUUGCAGUGUAUAUUUAGUCCUUGACAGAUGUUAUUAUUUUUAGCAUGAACUUGAUGAAAGUUUUCAUAAAAAGCUUGAAGAAAACCAAAACAAGGCAGAUGAAAAAACAGCAAAGAAAAGAGCCAAGAGGUGAACAGUUCUCCCCUUUCACAGACACACACUUUUAUUUUCUUUAAGAAAACAUAAUUGAUUUCCUGCUUCAAAUAUGAAUAUGCACAUUUUAAUCUUGGUCAACAAAACAGUAGCAAGUAUGACAAUUUGUCUCUUACUGUUAGUAGGCACAACAGCCCCUCAGUCACUUGUAUUUUACUCUAUCUUAACAACAUUUCCUGAUGGAUAUGCAUUCAAUGCUAUAGAAAAAAAAAGUUUUUAGAAACUUAGACCAGCAUUAAAAUUUAAUUAUGUUUAAUCAAUGGGGCUGCUGAGACAAGCUGUGCUUGAUAAGCUUAAGUGCAUCACCAGCCACAGAUAUUUGUGCAUUUUGUUUUCUUACAGGCAAAAAAAGAAACAGAAAAAGUUAAAUGCAAAAAGGAAAAAAGAAGAUGUGAAAGAAAAGGAUGGUAAGUGACUUGAUGGCAAAUUAGUACAGUUGCGGCACUAAAAAGCACAAAAGAGCUGAGUAGAGUGCUUUUUAUCAAUUGUCAUUUCAUUUUUCAGGCCAUGAUUGUAAAAAUCGUGCUAGUAGCAGUGAUGAUGAUGAUGAUGAUGAUCAGGAGGAAGGGAAUGAGCCACACUUUGUUAUAGGAGGAAAGUAA